Messenger RNA from Penicillium egyptiacum, 1026 nucleotides. The record is from the annotation of a GenBank genome assembly. Lineage: Eukaryota; Fungi; Ascomycota; Eurotiomycetes; Eurotiales; Aspergillaceae.
AUGACUCCCAAGGUUUUCUUGACUGGCGUAACUGGCUACAUCGGCGGUGAUGGUCUGUUUGCCAUUGCUAGCACCCAUCCUGACUGGCAAUUUUCAGCCCUAGUUCGUAGCGAGGAAAAGUCCACACAGGUCACUAGCAGAUACCCGCAGAUUCGGACUGUGAUCGGUGAUCUAGACUCGUCCGAGCUGAUCGAAGAGGAAGUCAAGAACGCAGACAUUGUCUUCCACUUCGCUGAUUGCGAUCAUGUUGCCGCAGCCAAGGCCAUCGCCAAGGGCGCUCAACACCAUACUCCCGAGCGUCCAUUGUGGCUGAUUCAUACCUCUGGCACUGGUAUCCUGACAGUGGAGGACCAGCGUGCUGGCACAUACGGCAUUGAGCGACCUAAGGAGUACAACGACUGGGAGGGCGUCAGUGAGCUGGUCAACCUUCCAUCAGACGCCUUCCACCGUAACGUGGAUGAGAUUAUCAUCGGAGCUGGUCAGCAGAACUCGGCCAGUGUGAAGGUCGCAGUCGUAUGCCCACCUACCAUCUACGGUCCUGGCCGUGGCCCUGGAAACACGAAGAGUAUCCAAGCCUACUUGCUCAGCGCCGCGGUACUGAAGCGUAAGCAGGGCUUCCUGGUUGGAAAAGGUGAGAACAUCUGGCACCAGGUCCACGUCCAGGAUCUGAGCAAUGUCUACCUGGCUCUGGGCGAGGCAGCCUCAGUGGGAGGCGGCAAGGCUACCUGGAAUAAUGAGGGUUAUUACCUCGCUGAAAAUGGGUCCUUUGCAUGGGGUGAUAUACAGCGCGCAGUUGCACAGUCUGCUUUUGAUAAGAAGCUUAUUGCUUCUCCUAAUGUUGACUCUCUAGAUGGCGCUCAGACGACUGAGGUACUUUCUGUUGGCAUCUAUGCCUGGGGCUCUAACUCCCGCGGUAACUCGAUCCGUGCGCGCAAGCUAUUUGGCUGGACACCCCAGAAGCCUAAGCUGAUUGAUCUUAUUCCUGAGAUUGUUGAGGGUGAGGCUAAGGCUCUUGGCUUGCUGUGA